CGAGAGCGACAUCUAAGUAGCAAUGGCUCUUUACUUCCUUUAUCCCGCCGUGGCCGCCGUCGCCCUGUUUAUCGUGGGCGUUAUCAUUGUCAUGCUGCGCUACGGACCGCGAUUGUGCGGUUUGCGCCACCAUGCGCUUCCCGAUGACGAGGACCUGCGGGGAAAGACGUACGAGCAUGAGAUUAGCUAUGCCUAAUCUUGUUCAGGGGUGUCCCAUUAAUCCCAUUCAAUCAAUAUGCCUUUUCAACUUUCAGUAGCGAUAUUGUUGGUGAUUUCUUGGACAGCCCUGCCUUUAAUUUACAUACUUAUACUUCCCGCAAUGCUACGAAUUGCUUCUUAUAUAUCUCUCCCCCGAAACUAAUCCUAGCUGCUGUAAGAGCCCACUAACCCGUCUGCACCCACCAACCAUAUCAGUUUUGCAUGCAGUACAAAUAGCUUCAUUAGCAACUAGUUUCGUUCGAGCCGUUUCCAUUCCAUUAAUCGCAAUCUGACAAUGUGCCUUCCACGUAGAGACUCGUGAGAGACUCGUCCAAGUGUCUUUAGCGUCGUAAGAUCGAAUUGUAUUUUUACAUUUAAUACCCAUUUCGGGUAGUCUGUCCACAGAUGCUGCAUUUAAUAUUGUCCAAUAUUCUACUCGUAUGAACAUAUCAGUGUCUUGUAUCUACUACAAACUCUAUACAUUUGUAUUCGUCCAUUAGUUUUGUAAUAUUGUACUUUGAAGUUGCAUCAAAUAAAUCUACGGUCCCAAAAAUAA
Molecule: messenger RNA, 754 nt
Organism: Drosophila sechellia
Lineage: Eukaryota; Metazoa; Arthropoda; Insecta; Diptera; Drosophilidae
Gene: wrm2
Product: wurmchen 2 transmembrane micropeptide
Exons: 1
Coding region: 23-196 (57 amino acids)
Source: RefSeq, a predicted model, not a curated record